Molecule: messenger RNA, 150 nt
Organism: Eruca vesicaria subsp. sativa (arugula)
Lineage: Eukaryota; Viridiplantae; Streptophyta; Magnoliopsida; Brassicales; Brassicaceae
Source: the annotation of a GenBank genome assembly
AUGGCCACAACUUGUGGGCAAGUUGUAGCUAUGGAUGGCAUAGAUGCUAUGAAUCAUUGUCCAACGCUCGAAGAUAUGUUUCUGAAACCCAAAACAGAUGGUCACCUGGAAGCAGGGAUCAAGAUACUUCCAGAUGGGAUUUUGGAUUAG